This is a messenger RNA of Penicillium pulvis, 690 nucleotides long. RefSeq names its product GPI anchored serine-threonine rich family protein. NCBI's taxonomy places the organism in Eukaryota, Fungi, Ascomycota, Eurotiomycetes, Eurotiales, Aspergillaceae. The coding region runs from base 1 to 690 and encodes 229 amino acids. The record is from RefSeq and is a predicted model, not a curated record. The transcript is spliced from 2 exons.
AUGCAUUUCACCACCAUCCUCGCUGUGUCAGCUUCUCUCCUCACCUUGGGCUACGCUGCCGAUCCCCUCUCCUUCACCAGCUGGCCGGCAGAUAUCGCCGCUGGCAAGCCCGUCACUCUCACAUGGACCGGUGCCAACACUAACGGGCCUGUCACUCUUACUCUCCGAAAGGGUACUUCCGGAAACCUGCAGGACGUGGAGACCAUUACCGACCAGGCCAAGGACGGCACUUUCACCUGGACCCCUGGUGCCAACAUCAAGGAGGGCGAGACCUAUGCCUUCCAGGUCACCCAAGAUGGCGAGCGCAACUACUCUGCUUUGCUGACGGCCGCCGCCCCUGCCAACCCUCAACCUACGGAGACCACUCACACCGGUACUUCCGCAAGCACCACUGCCGCCCCUAUGACCGGAACAAUGACCGGGACAAUGAGCAUGCCCACCGGUGAGAUGACUGGCGCCAGCAGCAGGGCUCUGAUCAGCUCUGCGCCCUCCGGAACUCCAUCUGGCACCCCUACCUCAAGCUCUGCCACCAGCUCCAUGUCGGCUGAGGCUCCCUUUGGUACCGAAGAUGUUAUGGAUGGAAAGGCGGCAUCCGAGACCGGAAGUGUUCAGAGCUCUGCGUCCGUUUCGCGAUACUCUGUUGGGCUAGCAGCUGGUGCCAUGGCGGUGCUUUUCUACAUUGGGUUUUAA